AUGGUUUCCACCAGGCACAACUCUUCAUCAGCGAAGCUUUCUACACCGUCGCCGGUGCCAAGCAGUAAGCAUCUCAAGGCGGAGAACUCGCAUCCGAAAGAGGUGCCCGUAGCACCCAGGGAUGACGUGCUCAACUCGAAAGAAUUGGCGUUGUCGUCUUCACAAUACCAGCUCCCCUCUGAUCCGGCGACUGGUUCUGUGGAAGAUCCGGCGACCGGUUCUGUGGAAGAUCCGGCGACCGGUUCUGUGGAAGAUCCGGCACCGGCUGAAACCCCAGCUUCCAAUCUAGAUGCCUUCCAUCGACAAACCGGUCGCGAUGCCACCUCCUUCACCAGGUUUGUAUCCCGAGUUCUGCGUGUGCCACUUGGGGAGAACGAUGAUUGUGAAAACCUGCUUUCCUUAAUCUUUUUCCGUUUUGCUUACCCUGGGCUUGUAGGUUCUGCGCCGACGGAGCUGGAGAAAUUGAAGACAGUGCCAUCGACAUGGAAUAAUAGGUCGAAGAAAAGGACACCUAAUUUGGAAUCGUUGACUGCAUGGAGAAGACUUAUAUCACAGUAUCCACAGAGGAAGCCUGGCAACCGGAUGCGACUUAUUGUUGUGGUUGGUUCCGAGUAUGUUGGAGAAUGCUUUCAAUGUGCGAAUUCUGACCAGUUAGUUACUUCAUACAUAGAAGCUCUCAAGCACAAACUAACUAAAAGUGCACUUGUUACUACCAAACCAUUGGAUUUAAUUCAUUGUCAUAUAUAUCGUGUACCUGCUGUCGCAGGGGCAUCAAUAUUGGCGUCUCUAUCAAACCUUGGGAAUGAUCUGUCACUUCUUCCUCCACCUUCCCAAAGUAAUGAGGAUGCCCAACAAGCAAUAGGGAGACCAGCAUUAUCUACUGCCUUUGAAUUACCAGACGAUUCUGUUCCCAUGCUUGAUAUCAAUACCUGCACCAGGAAAGACAGUGCUGAUCAAAAUUCUGGAACUGAUGUGCCCCUAGAUGAUAAUGCACCCGCACCAGCUGAACACACAUCCAGUGUAGAUCUUAAUGUUGGCAACAUUGAUCGUGGUAUGAAUGCAGAUAAUGGCAGAUGGAACUUUAAGUCCAUUUCACAUAAAAAAUUUAUGCGUAUGCUGAAGGAUACAGUUGACAUUGAUCCAGGUGGGUCCUUUUUCAAACAAUUACGUGAAGAUAGAAAGGAGAUGUUUAAGGAUUCUGAAUCAUCAACACUUUUGCCAAUGUCUGCUAAAUGUCAAGCUUUUAAGGACAACAUGCGCGAGGGAAUUUUGGAUGGUUCAGACAUAUAUCAGGAGACAUUGGCACAAGCACUUGCCAACUUUUUUGGUUCCAAAUUGCUUAUAGUAGAUGCAAACUCAUUACCGAAUGGGCUCUCGGCAAAGGAUUCAGAUGUUAACAAGGAUGGUGUAAGAGUUGAGAAGUUAUCCGGUUCUGUUAAACAUCGUUCUUCACAUUCAGAUGCUGUGCAGCAGAAGAAGCCAACUUCUAGUGUUGAAGCAGAUAUUGUUUGCUCUUCUGCCAUUAACUCGAAAUCCCCCCCGAAACAGGAGGCUUCAGCUGCAUCAUCCAAAACCUAG
This is a messenger RNA of Nymphaea colorata (pocket water lily), 1578 nucleotides long. RefSeq lists its product as uncharacterized. The record is from RefSeq and is a predicted model, not a curated record. The transcript has 6 exons. NCBI's taxonomy places the organism in Eukaryota, Viridiplantae, Streptophyta, Magnoliopsida, Nymphaeales, Nymphaeaceae. Bases 1 to 1578 code for a protein of 525 amino acids.